Myotis davidii is the source of this 997-nucleotide messenger RNA. RefSeq names its product Ras homolog enriched in brain (gene RHEB). Gene Ontology annotation, cellular component: plasma membrane. The coding region runs from base 19 to 582 and encodes 187 amino acids. The transcript has 8 exons. Gene Ontology annotation, biological process: small GTPase-mediated signal transduction. Gene Ontology annotation, molecular function: GTP binding; GTPase activity; GDP binding. Lineage: Eukaryota; Metazoa; Chordata; Mammalia; Chiroptera; Vespertilionidae. The record is from RefSeq and is a predicted model, not a curated record.
AAUUUUAAGAUUGCCUAAAUGCUAAUUAAAGGAACAUUUUCUGAUCUCAGUACCUUCAGUUUCUUCAUCGGUUACAGUGGGAAAUCCUCGUUGACGAUUCAGUUUGUUGAAGGCCAAUUCGUUGACUCCUAUGACCCAACCAUAGAGAACACUUUCACAAAAUUGAUCACAGUAAAUGGACAAGAAUAUCAUCUUCAACUUGUAGAUACAGCUGGGCAAGAUGAAUAUUCCAUCUUUCCCCAGACGUACUCCAUAGAUAUUAAUGGUUAUAUUCUCGUGUAUUCUGUGACAUCUAUCAAAAGUUUUGAAGUGAUUAAAGUUAUCCAUGGCAAGUUGUUGGACAUGGUGGGGAAAGUGCAAAUACCUAUUAUGUUGGUUGGGAAUAAGAAAGACCUACAUAUGGAAAGGGUGAUCAGUUAUGAAGAAGGGAAGGCGUUAGCAGAAUCUUGGAAUGCAGCUUUUUUGGAAUCUUCUGCUAAAGAGAAUCAAACUGCUGUUGAUGUUUUCAGAAGGAUAAUUUUGGAGGCAGAAAAAAUUGAUGGGGCCGCUUCACAAGGAAAGUCUUCCUGCUCGGUGAUGUAAUUCUGCUGUGGGCCCGAGGCCACUGGGACCCGUCCUGCCCGGAGACGCAAACUGCCCGUCAUCCUCGAAGAUAAACUCUGCUUCGUUUUCCUUCUGUUAACCUGAAAGAUUUAUUUGGGUCAGAGCUUUUUCCCACCUGCCCCCCUUUCAGAUUAUGUUGAACUCUGACUAUCCUUCUGAGUUCACUUCCACUUUCGAAUUUUAAGCAAUCAUAUUUUCAAUUUAUAUAUUGUAUUUCUUAAUAAUAUUAUGACCAAGAAUUUUAUCGGCAUUAAUUUUUAAGUGUAGUUUGAUGUUUAAAAUAAUGUAAUCAUCAAAGAUGCAUAUUGUUACACUACUAUUAACUAGGCUUCCAUAUAUCAGUGUUUAUUUCAUUGUGUUAAAUGUAUACUUGUAAAUAAAAUAGCUGCAAACC